This is a messenger RNA of Epithele typhae, 1290 nucleotides long. Its product is annotated as Alpha/Beta hydrolase protein. The record is from RefSeq and is a predicted model, not a curated record. NCBI's taxonomy places the organism in Eukaryota, Fungi, Basidiomycota, Agaricomycetes, Polyporales, Epitheliaceae. The transcript has 10 exons. The annotation marks the transcript as partial.
UUGAACAUCAAUGUGAUUACCCCUACGUCUGUCAAACCUGGGUCCAAGCUCCCUGUCGUCGCUUACAUCUUCUUUGGUGCAUUUGGCUUCGGUGGAGCCUUCGAUGUUGAUGGGCGGAACAUGGUGAAACGAUCUGCAGAGUUGGGCGAGCCCGUCAUCUUCGUAUCGAUGAGCUAUCGGUCAGGCCCCGAGUCUCAAUUUAAUUUGCUUACAGCACUCGGCUGGCUCGGAGGAAAGGAGGUCAAGGACGCGAAUGUCGGAAAUCUCGGCCUUCAGGAUCAGCGUGAGGCCCUUCGCUGGAUCCAGCGUUACAUCACCCAGUUUGGCGGCGAUCCCACGAAGGUCACCUUGCUGGGCCUCAGCUCCGGCGGCGUUUCGGCGGCGUUGCAUAUCGUGUACAACGACGGGAACACCGAAGGGCUCUUCCAUGCUCUGUGGGCCGAAUCGGGCGCCAUCCAACCCGUCGGUUGGCUCGAUGGCCCGCGUCCGCAAGCGGCAUACGACACCUACGUGGCGUCGGUGGGGUGUUCGGACGCGAACGAUACCCUGACAUGUCUCAGGCAGGCACCCGCGGAUGCGGUGACCAACGUCAGCGCCGUCGCCUCCGUGUGGAGCCCACGCGCGGACGGGAACGUCAUCUCGGACCUUCCACAGACGCUACUCAUGGGAGGGCAUGUUGCGAAGAUUCCCAUCGUCGCUGGGAACGCCGAGGAUGAAGGGACGCUCUUCGCUCUCAACCUACCCAACAUCACCAUCGAUACGGAGUUCGUUGGGUACGCCAGAGCCGUGUACUUUCCAAACAUCAGCUCCGCCGACGCCGAGACGCUGGUGCAAAUGUAUCCGAACGACCCGGCGCAGGGUGCGCCGUAUGGCACCGGAGACGACUUCCAGUACACGCAGAUGCACAAGCGCGUCGCGUCGUUCGAGGGGGACACGGGCGUCGACGCCGUCCGUCGCCUCUUCACGCAGCAGAUGAGCGCACACAGCAACGUUUGGGCGUACUACUACAGGCGGGAAUACGUGCCCGGCUUGGGAUCGACGCACGCGUCGGAGGUCCCGGACAUGUACGGGGGCGGAAACCUGCAGGACAUCUUCAUCCACUUUGCGAACACGCUCGACCCGAACGGCGCCGCGAACGUCACGCAGAACUGGCCGAUGUACAACGCGAGCAACCCGGUGCUCUUGGAGUUCUCCGGAAACACGACGCUCUCGCUGACGAACGACACGUACCGCGAGGCGCCGAUAGAGUUCCUCAUUGAGAUGGGGCAGAAGAUGCCGUGGCCCGUUUAG